AGACGCCGAGGCUCCCAGCUCGCGAGCGCAGCUGCGGCGACGCGGGCCUCUCACGGCGACACUCCCCCCGUCUGCCCCUCCCGCGCCGGGCACCGGGAGCGGGACCGACCGGGCGCGAGCUCGAGGCCGCUUCCCCGGCGCCGAGUGAGGAGCGAGGCUGCGCUGACGAGCGGCGGCUGCGCGGCCAUGGGCUCGCCCGGGUCGCCCUAGGGCGGGCGCGCGGAGACCGAAGCCCGAGCGGCAGCCUCAGCAGCGUGUCCUCUCAGGCGACGGCGGCGACAGGAGCAUCGCGGCCGGGAUGAGCGGGAGCGGCGCGGCGCCCGGCCCGGCCUCGGGCUCCUCCCCGGCCGCCUGCCGCUUCGCGCACUACUUCGUGCUGUGCGGGAUCGACGCGGACAGCGGGCUGGAGCCGGACGAGCUGGCGGUUUUGUACCAAUGGCUAGAAGCAGAUCGUCAUGGCAAGAGCCAAGAUGCUGCAAAUACGACUUCAGGUGAAAAUUUUGACCAGAGUCCUUUGAGAAGAACAUUCAAAUCCAAAGUUCUGGCCCACUAUCCUCAGAAUAUAGAAUGGAAUCCUUUUGAUCAAGAUGCAGUAAACAUGUUGUGCAUGCCUAAAGGGCUGUCUUUCAGAACACAAACUGACAACAAAGACCCUCAGUUCCACUCAUUUAUAAUUACCCGGGAAGAUGGUUCUCGUACCUACGGUUUUGUUCUCACUUUUUAUGAAGAAGUUACAAGUAAACAAAUCUGCACAGCGAUGCAGACACUCUACCAGAUGCACAAUGCAGAGCAUUACAGCAGUGUGUACGCUUCAUCCUCCUGCAGCAUGGAUUCCCUGGCAAGCAGUACUGAUGAGGGAGAUGCAACUUCCCUUUUGAAACUCCAGCGAUACAACUCCUAUGACAUCAGCAGAGACACCCUGUAUGUUUCAAAAAGUAUAUGUUUGAUCACACCACUGCCUUUCAUGCAGGCCUGCAAGAAAUUCCUCAUCCAACUUUACAAGGCAGUUACCUCACAGCAGCCACCACCUUUGCCUCUUGAGAGCUACAUCCAUAAUAUUCUCUAUGAGGUGCCCCUUCCACCUCCAGGGAGAUCACUGAAGUUUUAUGGUGUUUAUGAACCUGUCAUCUGCCAGAGGCCGGGGCUCAGUGAGCUCCCCCUCUCCGAUUACCCUCUCCGAGAGGUCUUCGAGCUCCUGGGCCUGGAGAACCUGGUGCAGGUGUUUACCUGUGUUCUUUUAGAGAUGCAGAUCCUUCUCUAUUCACAAGAUUACCAACGCCUGAUGACUGUGGCUGAAGGCAUCACCACACUUCUGUUCCCAUUUCAGUGGCAGCAUGUGUAUGUACCCAUCCUCCCUGCUUCUCUGCUACAUUUUCUUGAUGCUCCUGUCCCUUAUCUGAUGGGCCUUCAGUCAAAAGAAGGAACUGACCGUUCUAAGCUAGAACUUCCUCAAGAGGCUAACUUGUGUUUUGUUGAUAUUGACAACCAUUUUAUUGAGUUGCCUGAAGAAUUUCCACAGUUCCCCAAUAAAGUAGAUUUUAUCCAGGAACUCUCUGAAGUUCUUCUUCAGUUUGGGAUCCCUCCUGAGGGCAGUCUGCAUUGCAGUGAGAGUGCCACCAAGCUCAAGAAUCUGGUUCUGAAAGACUUGGUCAAUGACAAGAAGAAUGGCAACGUCUCUGCAAAUAGCAUCAGCAUGUAUGAGUUACUGAAGGGCAACGAAACCAUAGCCCGUCUCCAGGCUCUGGCCAAGCGGACUGGUGUGACUGUGGAAAAAAUGGACCUCUCUGCCUCUCUGAGUGAAAAAGAAAAAGACUUAAAACUGCAGUGUGAAGAGGCAGAACUGAGGGACUACCAGCUCAAUGUCCAGCUCCGAGAGGUCUUUGCCAACCGCUUUACACAGAUGUUUGCAGAUUAUGAAGCGUUUGUGAUUCAGACUGCCCAGGACCUGGAAUCCUGGCUGACCAACAGGGAACAGAUGCAGAACUUUGAUAAAGCUUCCUUCCUGUCUGAUCAGCCAGAGCCGUACCUGCCAUUUCUUUCACGCUUCAUUGAAACACAGAUGUUUGCCACCUUUAUUGAUAACAAAAUUAUGUCUCAGUGGGAGGAGAAAGAUCCUUUGCUUCGAGUCUUUGACUCUCGGAUUGAGAAGAUAAGACUCUAUAAUGUAAGGGCACCCACCUUGAGGACAUCUAUUUAUCAGAAAUGCAGCACUUUAAAAGAAGCAGCCCAGUCAAUUGAGCAGCGACUGAUGAAAAUGGAUCACACUGCAAUCCACCCACAUCUACUUGAUAUGAAAAUUGGUCAAGGCAAAUAUGAGCAAGGAUUUUUUCCAAAGUUACAGUCCGAUGUCUUGGCAACGGGACCAACUAAUAACAAUCGCUGGGUGAGUCGGAGCGCCACUGCACAGCGCAGGAAAGACCGCCUUCGCCAGCAUUCCGAGCACGUUGGGCUGGACAAUGACUUGAGGGAGCCUUCCGGGGAACUUGUGGUCUGUCAGAACUCCAUGGCAUUCUGGGAGUGGGAUCAGGGUCCACCUCCUCCUGCACGACUUCCUAAAAAAUCCUUCUCUGAGUGCUGCCUGAAAUACAUGCAAGAGGCACGAAGUUUAGGAAAAAACCUGAGGCAACCCAAAUUGUCAGACCUUUCUCCUGCAGUGAUUGCACAAACCAACUGGAAAUUUGUAGAAGGCUUAUUAAAAGAAUGUAGAAUGAAGACGAAACGCAUGUUGGUGGAGAAGAUGGGACACGAAGCAGUGGAACUGGGCCAUGGGGAAGCAAACAUAACUGGCUUGGAGGAGAACACCCUGAUUGCCAGCCUCUGUGACCUGUUGGAAAGGAUAUGGAGCCACGGCUUGCAGGUCAAGCAGGGAAAGUCAGCUUUGUGGUCACAUUUAAUUCAGUUUCAGGACAGAGAAGAGAAACAAGAGCACCUUGCAGAGUCGCCAGUUGCCCUUGGACCAGAAAGAAGAAAAUCUGACUCAGGAGUCAUGUUGCCAACCCUCAGGGUCUCUCUUAUCCAAGACAUGAGGCAUAUUCAAAACAUGAGUGAGAUCAAGACUGAUGUCGGACGAGCUCGAGCAUGGAUAAGAUUGUCUCUAGAAAAGAAGCUCUUGUCCCAGCAUCUCAAGCAGUUGCUCUCUAAUCAGCUGCUCACAAAGAAGCUUUAUAAACGUUAUGCUUUUCUCCGUUGUGAAGAAGAAAGAGAACAGUUUCUUUACCAUCUUCUUUCCCUCAAUGCUGUGGACUAUUUCUGCUUCACCAGUGUCUUCACCACUAUCAUGAUUCCAUAUAGGUCAGUGAUCAUUCCCAUCAAAAAGCUGAGCAACGCGAUCAUCACGUCGAACCCUUGGAUCUGUGUAUCAGGAGAAUUAGGAGACACGGGAGUAAUGCAGAUUCCCAAAAACCUCCUCGAAAUGACUUUUGAAUGCCAGAACCUGGGGAAGCUGACGACUGUCCAGAUUGGUCACGAUAACUCAGGACUGUUAGCCAAAUGGCUAGUGGAUUGUGUCAUGGUCAGAAAUGAAAUCACAGGACACACAUAUAGGUUCCCAUGCGGGCGGUGGCUGGGAAAAGGCAUUGAUGAUGGAAGCCUGGAGAGAAUUCUCAUUGGAGAAUUGAUGACAUCAGCAGCCGAUGAGGAUCUAGUAAAGCAGUGUCGGACUCCACCCCAGCAGAAAUCACCCACUGUGGCCAGGAGACUGAGCAUCACAUCAUUGACAGGAAAAACUACCAAACCCAACGCAGGACAGAUCCAAGAAGGAAUUGGAGAAGCUGUGAACAACAUUGUGAAACAUUUCCACAAACCUGAAAAAGAGAGAGGAAGCCUCACUGUGUUGCUGUGUGGAGAGAGUGGCUUAGUUGCAGCACUUGAGCAAGUUUUCCACCAUGGCUUCAAAUCAGCUCGCAUCUUUCACAAGAAUGUCUUCAUCUGGGACUUCAUAGAGAGAGCAGUUGCUUAUUUUGAAACCACUGACCAGAUUCUAGAUAAUGAAGAUGAUGUCCUCAUUCAGAAAUCAUCCUGCAAAACCUUCUGUCACUAUGUAAAUGCUAUUAAUACUGCACCCCGGAAUAUUGGGAAGGAUGGCAAAUUCCAGAUCUUAGUUUGCCUUGGAACACGAGAUCGCCUGCUCCCACAGUGGAUUCCUCUGUUAGCCGAGUGUCCUGCCAUCACCCGAAUGUAUGAGGAGAGCGCCCUCCUGCGAGAUCACAUGACGGUCAACUCCCUCAUCCGCAUUCUGCAGACCAUUCAGGACUUCACCAUAGUCUUAGAAGGCUCACUCAUCAAAGGAGUGGAUGUGUAACCCAAUUAGCUAGAAACUCAGUCCAGAACCCUGUUCCUGAACCUUCCCCGACAAUGGGGACGGAUUUGGACUUGUCUGACAAGGCAGUGAGUCACUGCAGGGGCGGCACAGCAUGUCCCCCAAUGUGAACAGUCCUCACACUGCAGACAAGGCAAAAUGCUGUAUUGUAGUUCAUUUGAACCUGGAAUUUAGUAUAAAAUAGAGUAUUUUCAUGUGUUAGAUGUGUGUAAAUAUGCUCUCUUCUUUAAGAAAUUCUAUUACUCUAAUAAGACUUUUCUUAGAUUGAAUACUCCUGUAACUUAAAAUCAGUAGCUUAAAAGUAUUGGGAGUUGGGUAGUGGGGAGAGUGGUGCUAGUCAGGAAGAAGCCAGUAAACAUGUAAAUAUAGUACAACCCAUUGGGGCUUUUUAUUUUCCUCCAGGUACCACAAAGGAAUCCAGAAAGCAUUGUUAUGUACUCGCCAGCCAUCCUGGUGUGUUACCCUUUAUAUUGUGAAUGUAAACAGUUUACCUACUGUAGGGGAGAGUAGCCCUCAUUUACAUCUUUUAAGUUUCCGAUGGUUUCAUAAUUUGAAUUGAGCCACUCUUCCAAGUCUUUUGAAAAAAUUUUUUCAUCAGCACAAGAUAAAGAUAUAAUUCAAAUAUUUUAAAUACUAGACCCCAGGAGCUUGGCUGAACUGAAAAGAGAACACACAAAGCCCUGAGAAGCAUAUGAAAUUGUGGGAUUAUAUUAACUUCUUUACACUUUGGAAAGAUUAGCCUAGACUAACUUCAUCUUUGACAUUUUUAUUCUUGUUAUUUGAGGUACUUUGGGGAGAUGUGAAUUUCAGAGUGUUGGCCUCAGUCUUAAAAACUGCAAACAGCAGUUUGAUUCUAUACUUUUAAUUUGGCCAUCUCAACCCUGCAGUGGUCCCUUACCCCUCAAGAAUAACCACAAACACUGUCUUUGUUUGGUUCCAAUCACCCGCCUCCCCUCUUCCAGUGCCCAUCCCCCCUCAGGAAAUGGAAAGAAUGUCUAAGAAGGAGGAGGACUCUGUGUGGCUUGGAAUGUUUUUGUGAAAGUAUUUGUUGACCAUGAUAAUGCAAAUACCAGAAGAAGAGAGAAAGAAUGAACCCUUUCUGGGUGUUUCAGGGCCAGCUGUAUGUUCCUUUGUAAGCAGGGGUGAAAAUGUAAUACUGCUGGCCCAGGAAGGUAAAAGCCAGUAUUACGCAGACUGGCAAAAUGGAAGCAAAACAAGAGGCAACAGUUUGGAAGACCAAACGUUGUGAGUAACUUUCCAAUUUGGUGUUUUUUAAGGAAGUUAAAUACAGUGUUAGUAUGUUACCGUAAGUCUUCAUGUUACAGUUGGUCUUGUAAGUAAUUUAGACAUUUCCACGUUGUUAGCAGUGAAAUUGCCUUAGCAGAGCUCCAGGUUAUUCCCAAUUGUGACUGAGAAGCAAAGUCAUGGCCUCUCAGGACCCUUGUGUUAUCUGAGGGUCCUGGGCUUUAGCCAAUAGUGUUGCUUCCCUUUUUCUCUUGAGGAAGAAACUAGUGAAUUAAGUGCCCCACUCCCGUUAUCAAACACUGUAUUCAGCCAAGGCACACUCCCUUUUAAUAUGUGACUGAGUCCUUGAGGAGGUAAGGGAGAACUGAAGGCAGCAUUUAGAAACCAUGGAAAGGGUUUAAGAUGGUUCUGGGUGACCUGGGUAGACCAGAAAUGUGUUUGCCUGCAGCUAAAGUUUGUCCACAGUGGUGUGGCUACCCCUGGGACAUGGAGAGUCUAUUAUGGGACAUAUCCAGAACCUGUUUCACACCAGGUGCUUACUGUUUCAAUGAUGAGAAACCAUAGAAUGAUCCAACCUAGGGUUUUGUUUUUGUUACCUUUUCCAAAGGCCUUGCUUCUGACACAUUCUGGGCAAACAGAGAGGUGACUUAGGUUAGCAUGCUAGAAUUAAGUCAUCUCAUCUAGCCUUCUCAUUUUACAGAUGGGAAGACUUAAGGAUCAGAGAGAUUAAAUACUUACCUGCACACCUGGUCAGUGACGACACAGGGUGUAGAAUUCAUGUUUUUUUAAUUAUACCAGGCUACAUGAGACUGGCUUUCAAGGCAUUCAUAUUAAGUCUUUCUACCCUUGGAUCUUAAUUCAUCCACGUAUAUAGGUAGCAGAUAAUGAUUAAUAUUCAUUUAUAGUAAUAAUUUAUAGGGAUUAAUAUUCAUUUUAACAAAUUAUCCUUAAGUUAUAGAAAAUUACACCUGUUAUAAAAAGUAGGAGCAGGAAUUCCCUGGCAGUCCAGUGGUUAGGAUUCCACACUUUUACUGCUGAGGACCCAGGUUUGAUCCUUGAUCAGGGAACUAAAAUCUCACAUGCCUUAUGGCACAGCCAAAAACAAAACUAGGAGUAAAACUGGAUUUCAGACCUGUGAGUAAAACCAUUACUUUAGAAAGUAAUACCCUCCAAGAGUUUGACCUGAAGUUUCAUCCCAUUUUCUAUUAUCUGACUACAGUAGUGAAAUGACCAGUUUCAGAAGAAGAAAUCACACCAGAAUGGACACAUCCUCUAGAAUGCUGUGCCCUUUAGAGUUAUCACCUUGGAAGUCCAUACACAGUCCAGUAAUAAAGCCAGUGCUUCAGACCCCUGGGGACCUCCUUAUGAGCUGCCCGAAUGCCCUAUAGCCCAUUCUUUUGAAUAUUUCUAGUAAUGGGUAAUGGUGGCUUUUCAGAAAAAAUUUAAUAUUUGGAUGGAAACAACAAUAAGCUCUUAGAACCCAAGUUGAUGAAUGAAAAGGAUACUUAAGCAGAGUUUGGGGUCAUGUAAGAAAUACAGUUCUAAAGAAGUAAGACAAUUCUUAACAUGGCUUAUAACUGUCUUUGAGUAUCAAAUUAUUUUGAGCAGGACAACAGCAGAACUCUUAGAAUAAAUGUACAUAUAAGUAUACAUAGCCUUCCGACCUGACUUUGGAAAGUCACUCAGAGGUAUACUUUUUGCUGUUAAUAAAUUAGUAUAUUGCUAUAUCAUCAUACUUCAGAGUUAAAGUAUACAAAAAUCAAAUUUGACUUUUUUCUUCAAAAUAAAUUAAAAGUUGUGCCUGGAGUCAUGAUUAGUAUUUUCACAAAAUAGCUUAAGAAGAAAUUAUUUUAAUAUUAAAUUGCCAAAAAUGUUACCUCUUGAAAUACUUAUCUUCCAAGUGUUUUUCAAAUGUUCUUAAACUCCUAAUAAUAACCUUUUUGAUAUAGUGACAUUACAACAGUGUUGGUAUUAUGUGUGAGACCCUGAAACUGUGUUCUGUUUGGGGGCUCAUCUGCACCUUAAAAUGACUGAGGCUCAGUGUGGAGUAGAAUAAAGUAGGGUUCUCAGUAGAGAAAAUGGGGCUACUGAGAACAAAAGGAAGGCCUCCCAACCCUCCCUUCCUCUUUCCCACUGUGGCAAGAAUUUGAUAGAAGAAACCAAAAGCUUGCAAAAUUUAUGAUUUCCCUCUAAAUUUUAUUUUAAAUAUUUCAUACACUUUGUACCUUUUGUAACCCUGUGGUAUUUACUUUAACAUGGCUUUUUAAGAAAUCAUUUUAGUGAACUUCUGUCACACUGUAUGAAUAUACAGGGGAAAUACUGAAUUGCUCAUAUUUCCUUUUUUGGCAAUAAAGCACUGUUGUAUGUAAAUGGAAGUGGAAGAGGGAUGGAGACUACACAUAACAGUUUGUGUAUAGUGAAUGCUGACCCUCUGAGAUACUCUGAAACAUGAGGCAACAGACAAGGACCUCAGAUUGCCCAGGGAAAUAUUUAUUUGACAGCACUGGGAGUGUAGCUGUUAAUUAUAAAAUAGCUUCUUUCUGCUAAGAAUUAUGAUUUUUCAGUAGAUUUUCAUUUUGAGAACUGUUGAGUAUUUUCUCUGUGAGGUUUAUAGAAACUAGUCUAUCUUUUUCACCAUUUGGAAGGACAAUCUGAACUGUAGCUAUUUAUAUUUCAGUAUUAAUACACCUUCAUUGAUUGAGAAUGGAGUCUUGAGAUCUUCUCUACUUUUAUAAAAUGAAUUCUAUUUCCACGUCAUCCAUGUCAUUUGAAGUCCAUGUUUCUUGUAUAAGUAUUUGUUAUAUUACCUUUUAGUGUAAAAGGAGAAACAAAUAAUAAACUACUAGGUCUCUUAUUCCUAUUAAAAUCCAUUUAUAAAACUCUUGGAUCAAAAAAAAAACAACUCUUGAAUCCAACUGAUUUCCAAGCUUUUUGAAGGAGGGUACCAAUGGAGUGUGAUCAGAAUAAUCCAAGGAGAACCUCAUCCUUUCAGAUCUUAGCAGACCUGAUUGUCCUCUCAAGGACAAAAUAAAGAUUGGAUCCAGAAAGGUAUCACACUGAGCAAUUAAUAUCAGAGUGAAAAAAAUCAUCAAAAACAUUCUCCUCAUUUGAAUGACUCCAGGGUAUCCUUGGGUUAUGUGGGAGGGAAUUAUGCUUGACAUAUUUACCUAAAUGUAUUUGUGUGUGGCCCAGUCUUUAUUCCAAACACCAGACAGAUCUUGUUAACAGUAGAGAGAUAUGGUGAGAGUUCCUGUUGUCAAUCAAAUGAGGGUGUUAAACAUAUAGAAAGAAUUCUGUGUUACACUUGAACCAUGUAUAAAUGUAUCCUGUGUAUCUUUUUUUUAAAUAUGCAUUUCUGCAUUUAAAUUAUAUUUUUUUUCUUUGAAUUGUUAACAAAAUGCAUCAGAACUGGAUUUUUUUCUCAUCUGAACAUAAUUAAAAUUUAAAAAGUAUUGUGAUAUCAAGCACUUUAACAUAUGUAUCAGAGAAACUGAUGUGGGUUUUUCAGGUUUUGGAGUACAUUUAAAUAUGACUUUUCAUGCUUUGUUCUUUACAAAUAAAACUGUGGGGUUGAUACUU
Messenger RNA from Cervus elaphus (red deer), 9142 nucleotides. It is a transcript of the gene DENND5B, whose product is annotated as DENN domain containing 5B. The record is from RefSeq and is a predicted model, not a curated record. Bases 299 to 4300 code for a protein of 1333 amino acids. The transcript is spliced from 23 exons. Lineage: Eukaryota; Metazoa; Chordata; Mammalia; Artiodactyla; Cervidae. Gene Ontology annotation, molecular function: guanyl-nucleotide exchange factor activity; small GTPase binding.